CGGGCAUUUUGAAGUGAGCGAGGAAAAAUGGCGGCCAUCGUGAUGAAGUUGAACGGGACUAUUUCCACAACAGUAAUGAAUUUACCGUACAGUCUGCCAAACAAAAUAAGAUUAUCUACGUUAUUAGUAUUCAUACUCGCCUUUAUGAGCUAUAUCUCAGGCGAAAACACAUAUGAAGAUAAUGCUUACGAAUUUCUCAAGCGAGAGUAUUCGCUGAGUAAGCCUUACCAAGGACUAGGAUCCUCCAGCUCCUCACACUGGGAGUUCAUGGGAAACACCAUGAUCAUGCCCGAACACAUACGGCUGACACCAGACUUGCAGAGCAGACAAGGAGCUGUAUGGAGUCGUAUUCCCUGUUACCUCAGGGACUGGGAACUCCGGUUACAAUUUAAGAUCCAUGGUGAGGGCAAGAAGAACCUGAAUGGGGAUGGCCUUGCGAUAUGGCUUACCAAAGAGCGAAUGCAAAAUGGUGAAGUGUUUGGGAACACAAACUUUUUUACAGGUCUGGGUGUUUUUGUUGACACUUAUCCAAAUGAUGACAAGCAGCAUGAGAGAACGUUUCCUUUUAUCUCUGCGAUGGUCGGGAAUGGGAGUGUUGCAUAUGAUCAUGACCGUGAUGGACGGCCUACUGAUCUUGGUGGCUGCGCUGCUCACGUUCGCAAUGUUGAAUAUGACACAUUCCUCCUGAUCAGAUACAUGAAGAACAGACUCACAGUGAUGACAGAUAUCGAGGGGAAGCAAGAGUGGAAGGACUGUCUGGAUAUCCCUGGAGUGAGGCUCCCACAAGGUUACUACUUCGGCGCUUCAUCGGCCACUGGAGAUUUAUCAGAUAACCAUGACGUGAUCUCCUUCAAGCUGUAUGAGCUCACAGUGGAACGGAGUCCUGAAGAGGAAGAGGACCAGCAGGAGAUCAUGGUGCCUAGUGUAGACUACCGAGUGGACCCUAAUGUUCUUGUGGAGGAUGAAGGAAGGAGCAUCAUCACCACCUUCUUUCUCUUCAUUGUUUCAGUCGUUGUGCUGGUUGUAGUGGUUGUGGUUAUUCUCUUUUUAUAUAAUCACUAUAAAGAGAACCGCCGCAAACGGUUCUACUGAACAAAUUAUAGAGCAAGUGACAGGAAGGAAAUGGGACAAGAGAUCUAACAUGAAUGUGACUGGCAUUUUUGCAAUGAGCCACUUCUGGUCCUCACCUCCGCCCCAAACAGGAAGGGCCUGAAGGCCAACUCUGAACUAAAAAGCCAUACCCGACCUCUCCGAGUGAAAAGCAACCACCUCAAUCAUGAUUAUGAUUUCAAAAAAACUAUUCAAGGGUAUUUGAAUGGGUGUGCAUCUGUUUUUGAAGGUCUCUUCAGAUUUUUGUGUGCGUUUGCUGUAUUUUUAUACCAGUUACACUGACCUUGGCCUUGACCUUUCAAUCCAGAGGCAGCACUGAGAACUAUGUGUGACCGCAUGUACAGAGACACAAUAGUUUUACAAACUAUUGUAUUCUCAGGUUGUCCACUGUAAUCCCAAAAGCCCUUGUUUUUUUCAAUUGGACUGAAAUGAAUUAAAAGAAAAUAUGAACAUCACCCUGACCUUGACCUCCAUCAGUCACGAUCAUCUCAUCAGCUGUCAGCAGUCACUUUUUAACUUAUGUCAAACUGAUUAAACUUGAUUUUCAUAAGUAAUGCUGCCCAACUGUACUGUCUGUUUUAAACACGCAGUAGCAACCAUCAAUGUGAACGUGGAGAAUGUUUUCCCCAAAUGUCUGUUUUGUAAUAUUCCAUAUGAUGUCUUUUGUUAUAUGUGAUCCUGUUUUAUGUAUCAAAAGCUGCACUGAACUGCUCAACCAGACGUAGCUUAUCUGGAGUUACUUUAGUUUGUCGUGAUUUAACCACUUUAUCUAAUAGUUCCUGUUAAACCUUUUAUAUUUCAUGUUUUCAUGGCCUUAUUUGCAUACUUUGUUUAAUCAUUUUAAUGAUGGUGACUAUUUCUGUAUCUUAAAAUCUUCCGGAAAGAGGCAGAAAUGAAAAGCUGGUUCAGCAGUUUGACAGUUCCUGAUUUUUCCAGUAAUUGCACUAUUGCAAAGAUAUGCAAGGGGUUUUGCUUUUGUUUGUCUAUGUUCCAGUCUUUCCUAUCACUUCUAGUCACUGUUCUUUACAGUUGUGCAGCUGUCCAUUGUUUUAUACUGGGAGAGAUUACAUUGCUGCUCUCAUCAGCUCAGUGAUUGAGCAAACUGCUGUAACAAACUGAUAUUUUCAUGUUUGUCACCAACAUGCUGAAUAUCAAGAAGUCUAAAUUAAACAUUUAAAGUUCAUCUUA
This is a messenger RNA of Carassius auratus (goldfish), 2298 nucleotides long. It is a transcript of the gene lman2lb, whose product is annotated as lectin, mannose-binding 2-like b. Gene Ontology annotation, biological process: endoplasmic reticulum to Golgi vesicle-mediated transport. The coding region runs from base 28 to 1092 and encodes 354 amino acids. The transcript is spliced from 8 exons. Gene Ontology annotation, molecular function: D-mannose binding. NCBI's taxonomy places the organism in Eukaryota, Metazoa, Chordata, Actinopteri, Cypriniformes, Cyprinidae. Gene Ontology annotation, cellular component: Golgi membrane; endoplasmic reticulum membrane; endoplasmic reticulum-Golgi intermediate compartment. The record is from RefSeq and is a predicted model, not a curated record.